GAUUGCAUCAGCUUAUUCAAUUUAUCAACAAAGUCAGUCCAUCAAAGUUUACAAGCAUAUAGAGGAGAACGCUGACGAAAUCAGCAAAGAUUUACCUUUCAGCAAAAAGCAUCUCUUGGGUAUUACAGUUUACUUUUGUCUUGUUCCAAACAAACCAGUUAGAAAGAUCAUGUGGUUAGCUAGGACGAAAAUAUUUUCAUUUGUGAGAUUAUACAUGGAAUAGUGUGGGUUUUCUUUAGUGACUCUAAUAUACAUUUUACAUUGGUUCGUGACUGAUCUUGAGUGAAAAUGAAAGUUCCACCAAUAAUUUUUAAAAAUGUUCAAACCUUUUUCUGCCAAACGAACCGUCCCAGUCGACAAGGUUCUCUCUCAUUUUCUGAUUAUCUUUUCACUGAUUAAUUGAUUGAUGCACCUUUUUUUAAUGAUCAUCUCUAAAUAUAGUGAUCGUCAGAUUGGCCUAUGUUUCCCUGGUAUUCGGAGUCAUCUCACUGUUGGUGAACCUGUUGCUUCUGGGAUCCUGUAGCUCAGUAAGUCCAACACACUAAUUCUAAGAGAUUCUGAGAUUUUAGCACGUAACAUAAAAGGGAAUUUUAUAGGACAGAUAAUUCCAAGGACAAAUGUACGAGCAUAUUUUAGCGUUGAACGGAGCCUGUUGUGUUUGUUAUCAUUAAAAUAUUUUUUGCAACUUUCAAAGGACGGGAAAAUGUUUACGAACAGCUUGCUGUUUGCUUCGUGAGAUGUUCACUUUUCAGAGCUCUUUGGUACGACUUUAUGAACAAACAAACCUCUCAUCUUGUAACAAUACCUAGACGCUCUUUCGUCUUGAAUUCAGUUAUGAAUAAAUACCUUCAUAGUCCUUGAUGUAUGGUUUGGAAAAUGGGGAGUAUUACGGUUAUAUGAUGCGCUUAGACCAAUAGCGUGCCAGAAAAGCUUUGAUAGUAGUGUAUUCGAAUGAUAAUCUCACAUUAAUUCAAAACUUAAAAAAUAAAAAUGGAAAAAAAAGGUUUAUAUGACUGCAAAACACAAAUCAUCAAAUUAAUUUGUGGUUUUCGCUUCAAAUCGACGAUUUUUCUUUUUGAUUCGACCCAAACAGUCGCAGCUUGGAGCGUUGACUUUUUAUUUAAUUAUUUGUUAGUUUAUUGAUCAUCGUUCUUUUUCGUCGCAGGGUGACAAGCGUUUGGCAUUUCCUUGGCUUGGGUGGAGCAUAUUCCAGCUCUUUUUCAGUUUUGGAGUGAUGAUAUUUUACAUUGCCAUCUGGGAGGGGGUAAAUUGAAACAACCUUUUUUUUUAUGAAUUACUAAGAAAGAGUUUUUCAACAAAUUUAACUUGAUUUCUGUUUCCUUCUAUGUUACAGUUUGCCGCCUUCUUACUUAUCGCGAGCAUUGCAUGGUUGCUUUCGGUAUGUUCUAUUUCAGUCUUAAAGCAAUUUCUUUUUGAGAGUGGAAAAAAAACUCGAAAUUGGAUUGAUUUUGCCUUGGCUCUGUGAUUGGUUCAGAAACCUCACGCCGCUAAGCAACAAGACGCAAAAUUAAAACUAAUCACGACUUAGUCGCCCUGGUUUUCCCGAGCUUCAGGCACUCCAGUUGUUUUUACCUUAAUUUAUAGCUGCCACUUCUAAGUAUUUUCAUUUUUUCUGAUUACUUGGCCGGUUUUGGUUUUACCACACUCAGUUGAAAAGCACUCUCCUCUCCUGUUCAUUUUACUACAUAAUCUUAAAUUGAUGAUGGCCUGGGUCUGAACUCAUCGCCUCCCUUUUUUUUCUCCAAGAUCUACUUCAUCGUGGUGGUGUAUUCGUACAUCGAAGCCCUUCGUGAAGAUCCUUCGGGAACGAGUGCAGGAUUUUCUCCCCCUCUGCCAGGCGGUAACCAAACCCAGAGGGUAAUUACAUUUCCGUUGCUGUAAUGCUACAUGACCUUCGCAGUCAAAUUCGCUAUGAAUAUUUUUGUGUUACUGAGCAAAAGUACGCUACGAUAGCAGAUGAACUAGCAUUCCAUUUAAAGGAAAAGGUAGUCGCUCUUCGACUGCCGAAGUUAUUAAUAAUGGUAAUGGGUGCGAGAGGAGUCCAAUUCAGUCUAUAAUCCUACGAGUGAUUGAGAAAAUCGGACGACCGCGAAGCUAUCAAUCUCGUGAUUUAUCAAUCACGAGUAUGAUUACAAACACAAUUGGACAUCACAAAGUCCUGUUACCGAUAUAUCAUAACCAUUACAAUUUCCAGAGAAAAACCAAUACAUUUAGGACAAACCUCUCCGCUAGAGACAAUGUCUUAAGUAAAAAAAUUCUUCAGACUGGUAGACGUAUCCAGACUGAUAGUUCGACUUGAGAAUUCUUUUAUCCGAACAAUUACUUUUCCUGCGAAGCAAUUUUUAGCUAUGUAGUGGCUAAGUUCAAACUGCUCACUUCUCUGCCUCUCAGUUUACCUUGAGCUGCGCUUUCAGAAUGGUCAACUGGUUUUCCUAAGAGUGAUUGAUAUUUUUUCUCAACAAUUAACAAUCCAUUUCAAGAGAUUAUAAACUAUGUUCUCUCGUCUACUUAUUCUAUUUGGGAAUGAAAUUUAAGUAAACCAAUGACCACGUUGUAACCUGUAAGAAAGAAACAAAGCCAACUAGAGUUCGAGCCAGUCAGCAAGGUGAGCACGCAAGAGAUCUAUUAGGGUACUGCUUAGGAACCUCUCCCACGCGCGCUCAUAUCGUUUGCUAGCUCGGAAUGCGCAGUCCGCCUCUCGCGUCACACUGCCGAUGAGAGCAUCCUCGUAAGCUAACCACAGAAUAUGUAUAUAUAUAAAGUGUAAAAUUUUGACUUUCGUAAAACAGUGCUCAAUAUAUAGGAGAAGAGCGAUGUAUAUAUAUAGUUUGUCUAGUUUGAGCACUCUGGCAUGGCUUAGAUGAUUCCACAUAUGUGAGAUCACUUGGGGUGGCUCUAUGGCCUUACCUCCAUCCUAGCAUCAGCACUGCACUGAUGAAGCCCAGAAGGCCGAAACAGUACUGUCUGCAGUUAGUUAUAUAUAUCAAAAUUUAUUUUUUCUCAUUUAUACCAAAAUAAGAUCAAGCGAGCCCAGUUGUAAUGAUUUAUCGAAGAAGUUUUUUUUUCGCUAAUUUUCUAAUUUUUAAAAUUUUUUUUUAUCUUUUUACAGGCUGGAAUGGGACCCCCUCCAUACGCAGUAUCCCAGAAGGGCACUGUGUAAAUUCAGCAGAAGAUUGUGACUGUCCCAAGAGAUUACUGAUCACCGUUUUAAUUUAAAAUAAGUUAUUAGAGAGGCUAAAAAACUUGAACUGAGUAUAGCUGUAGAGAAUAUUUUACUCUGAUUUAAAGCAAGUAGGAUUAAGGGAUCGGUCAAUAUUUACCGUCUGGGGGUGGGUCAGAGGAGUUUGGUUGUGUCACAAUAAAAUUUAACCCCC
This is a messenger RNA of Pocillopora meandrina, 3395 nucleotides long. NCBI's taxonomy places the organism in Eukaryota, Metazoa, Cnidaria, Anthozoa, Scleractinia, Pocilloporidae. The record is from the annotation of a GenBank genome assembly.